CUGACCAGUUUUCAUCCCACCUCAUGCUGACCGCCACGUUACCGUGACAACCCCCACCAUCGCUGCAGGCACCAGAAGGAUUGUGUCCCUUUUUCAUGCCUUAGCCUCUCCGCUUCUCUCUAGUGCGCCUGUGUCCUCUCUUGCUUGUUGGCUCUUCUCCUCUAGCCCGGGCUUUCCCUUCCCCUCUCUCCCUCUCCUCUCCUCUCCUCUCUUCCUCCUCCUCUUCCUCUCUUCCCUUCCUCUGACCUCUCCCCCUCUGUCCUCCGGCAACCCCUGCCUCAUGAACUUUGAAGCUAAGAUGAGCUGGCUAAGUCGCAUAACUCCCAGGGGCACGGACGGACGGACCAAUCGGAGUGCAGCCUCUGCCAGCCCGUGCACAGCCGACCCUGAGACGUGCUUGAUGGUGUUCGAGAAUCACUGGAGACAGGUGUCGUGGGUACUGGAGCAGAGGGACUCAGUGGCUGGCGGAGCUGAUGAUCUGACUGCAGUGAGGAAUCACACAGAUCAGAUGCUGUGUCUGCUGGCAGAAGAGAAACCAGCAGGGGGCGACAGUGAUACACCAGCGAUGGGCCCCAUCUUGGAGCUGGUGGUGUCCGAGAACGUCCUGCAGCGCUUGGUGCAGUGGCAUGUGCGGCGUGGCCUGGACCCGGACAGCCAGACGGCGCUGCUCAAGCUGUUCGAGAUGCUGAUCGGCCGGUCGCAGCAGCCCCUGCUGCAGCACAGUGCCGUGCUGCAGCCACUGCUCGGCCUGCUGGGAGCCUGCGCCGACCCGCAGCUCGGCUGCCCGCCCAGCCUGGAGGCCAGUCUCGUCCUGCUUCUCAACCAGGUGUGUGUGUGCAUGUCGAGACAGCCUGCCGUGCUGGAGCUGCUGUUCAGAUGCGGGGCGGUGCAGCAGGGCCCCACUAACCUGCUCAUCUUCUCUCUGCUGGUGCCCUUCAUCCACCGAGACGGAGGUCUGGGCCAGCAAGCCCGGGACGCCCUGCUCCUCGUCAUGGCCACGUCCGCCAGCAACCAUGCCGUAGCCCGAUACAUCACCGAGAACUCCUACUUCUGCCCAGUACUGGCGACAGGCCUGAGCGCCCUGUACUCCUCUCUGCCACGGAAGAUCGAGGUGCAUGGUGAUGACUGGCACGCCCUGCGCAGGGAGGACUGGAUGGGUGUGUCUUCUCUGGUGGUGUUCAUGAACAGCCUGGAGUUCUGCAAUGCGGUGGUGCAGGUGGCCCACCCGCUGGUGCGCUGCCAGCUCCUCGACUACCUCCACAAUGGCUUCCUGGUACCUGUCGUGGGUCCCGCCCUGCACAAGUCGUCUGUGGAUGAGAUGAUCGCAAGCACUGCCUACCUGGACCUGUUCCUGCGCAGUGUUACAGAGAAGUCCCUCGUCAAGACCUUCCUCCGCUUCAUCCUGUUGCAUCGCCACGACAAUGACACGAUCCUCCACACGCUGCUCACACGCAUCAGCAGCAACUCUCGGCUGUGCAUGGUCUCGCUCAGUCUCUUCAAGACUCUGCUCUCCUUCAACUGUGAAGACCUCAUGCUCCAGCUCGUCCUCAGGUAUCUGCUGCCCUGUACGCAUGUGAUGCUGAGUCAGCGGCGUGCAGUAAGAGAGACGGACCUCUACGGUAAAUCGGCUGACAAGUUCCUGUCUCUCAUCCCCGAGUGCUGCCGAACCACCACAGCGGCCACUAGUGACAGGGAGGAGGAACCUGCCUUCUGGGGCAAGGUGCUGGGCAGCCCAAAUUCUGAGUCUCCGGUUCAUGCCAAGCCCAGCACCCCGUCCCGCUUGGCGCUGUUCAUUCGCCAGCAGAGCACCGGGGUCACGGGCCCCCUGUCCUCUGCCCCUGGCCCCGAGAGCGCUCCCUCCUCCCCCCGCAACAGUGCUCCCCUGCCCCCCAGCAGCCCCAUGCACCAGCCGCCAGACCCUUCAGAAGUCGAAUCUGGCUACCUGGAGUACCUUCGGGACGCCCGUCGGGGCAUCGAGCUCUGCUCCUGGGCCUGUCGGGACUGGUCAGCCCCUUACGAUGGUGACAAUCCGUCCCCGAGCUCGGUACCUCCUCCACCACCGCCGCCCACGUCAACCCCGUCUCUCAGCAUGGUGCCCGAGCACUUCUCCUCACAGCGCAGUGUACUUGCAGACCCCGCCCAGCAGAGGGCAGCAGCGGUGGCAGCGGCGCGGGCCGAGUGGAGCAGCUCGGACCGCAACAGUGGCGAGUGGGACAUCACCAUCAGCAAGAACUGCAUCAGUCUCACGCCCCGCAGCAAGAAACGCAGUCUGCUGCCCAGCUCCGUCCCUCUGCAGCCUUCGUCAUCGUCCUCGUCGUCGUCAGUCACCGAGGUCCCUUUGGGGACAGCCGAACCUACAGGUCCACUCCACCAUGCAGUCCCCCAUCAAGCACUCUAUAAUGGCACUGGACAGGCGAACGAGUGCGUGGACACGCCAGAUGGUGGGAUGGAGGUGAAGAAGGUGAAGAGAGAUGCAGACGUCAGCGGAGAACCGGGGCCGAAUGGUGGGGUGGGUAUGAUGGGUUCUACUGAGUCCAGUCUUGCCUUAGAGGGAGGAUACGGCGACUUCCAUGUUAGCUCUGCAAAGAAACCAGCUCCAUCUCAGGUGAAAUCCAAUCUGCUUCCACAAGCACAGACAUGCUCACCCAGCCUCCAGCCCUCCAGCCAGACGUUGAACUGCAGGUCCCUCCCAGCCCCGAAACCCAGCGACGCGUCUGUGGCAGCGGGCGGCAGCCAGGCUCUGGAGUCAGUCGAGAGCCUGAUCGAGGAGCUGUUGGAGCAGGCACCAUCCGAGCCCGACCGGUCCGAGCUAGGAGACUCCAACGGCCACGGCAUCAGCAUCGAGGCUUUCCACCAGGAGCUCAGAGAGCUUGAGGAGCGCGUGAGGGGGAGGAGGGCUCACUCGCACAGUGCCGAGGAGCUCGGCCAGGAUUCUGUGCCCACCUCCCCUGGCCCACACCGGAUGGAUGAGGAGUGUCCUCCGCCGGAGAGUGAACAGGGAGCAGGAGAGCCCAAGUCUGAUGGCUCUGCAGGGACGUUCAGCCCGGCGCGCCCCCCGGCACAGCCUCUCACACAGCCCUACAUAGGUCCUUUCAUGACGGUGCUCUUUUCAAAGCUGGAGAGCAUGUUGCAGAAUUCGCUCUACGUGAACAUCCUGCUGACGGGCAUCGUGUUCCAGCUGUCCUGCUACCCUCAGCCUCUUCUGCGCUCCUUCCUCCUCAACACGAACAUGGUGUUCCAGCCUAGCGUCAAGUCUCUCAUACAGGUGCUUGGCUCUGUGAAGAACCGUAUUGAGGCGUUUGCUGCGAUGCACGAGGACUUUCCUACCAUGCUGAGGAAGGCUCGCCGCUUCCUGGUGGCUCGAGGCAAACUCGACUGGACAGACCCUCCUGUGGGGGUGCCGCCUCUCCGCCGGUCAGACUCUCUGGUGAAGAGUCGGAAGCCGUCUCUGGGCGACCUGAUCCUGAGGCACACCAGCAGCCCGACACGGGCACGGCACGCCGCCCAGGCCGCCCUGGCUCACGUGAGAGACGGCGGCCAGUCCCUGCACAGCGCCUUGUUCCGGGGCGCGGUGGCGGCCAGCGGGGCAUCCAGCCUGGAGAAGCAGGCGGAGGCGCUGCGCGUGAAGAACACCGUGUACUGCGCCGUCAUCUUCUCCGAGUUCCUCAAAGAGCUGGCGGCUCUGGCGCAGGAGCACGCCGUGGCCAUGCCCUUCCCACCUAGCCAGGGCACGGAGGAGUGAGGGGGUGGAGUGGAGGCGCACAGGACCAGCUGUGCCCGGUCGCCCCGCUGUGUCAUGCACGCAGGAUGCCCGUCAUGUGACUAACAUCCAUUGAUUUUCUUUUCUUUUCUUUUCUUUGUUUUUCUCCCCCUUCAUAGGAAUCUAUGAUUUGUUUGUGGACUUUAUUUGAGGAUAAAGGAAGUACGUGUCUGAGGGGAGAUUGGUGUGAUCUCCAUGUUUAUAAUGGCUUUUUUACUGUACAUUUUAGUGUACAUGAUAUGUAAAGGGAUUAUUGGUAAAGCUUUAGAAAGUUGCAUAUAAAUCUUGUAUAUAAUCUAUAUAAAAUAAAUGUGUAUAUUGUUUUUACUCUGCACACUCAGAGGAACCUGUAUCCUUUAACAUGGAGGUUCAGCUGUACACAAGCACUCCCUAAAGGAAAGGUUCGGUGUUCUUUAACUACAUAUUGAUUUUUUACAUGAGAGGUAAAAUGCUGUGUACCCCAGGCCCCUCAGCCCACAGCCUGAGUGUGCGAUUGGUUGGUUGGUUGGGUUUGUUUUUUUGGUCUGGUUUUGUUUUUGUUUUUUUGUUAUCCUGUGCAAUCAAAGUCUCACAAAGAUCACAGGUUUAUUAUACAAUUGUGUAUAUUUAUAUGGGGAAAUUAUUUUCAUAAUUUCACAAUACUCUCAUCCUUUUUGUGAGCCUCAAGCCUUAAGAGCUUUAAUAGGAGCUUGAUCUUUAAACUUAAAUAAAAUAAAAAAUAAAAACUACGGGUCACAGAGUCAAGGUGUCUGGGGUAAAUGGCCACAUGUCAGAAUGUGAAAAAUCAGUAUUUAGUUUGUGAUGCAGCCCCUUUCCUUUAAGUAUCAAUAAAUUUUAGAAUUGCCCAAGUAGAAAUAAUUUUUAAAUCAAGGUGGGUGUGAGCUAGUUUGAAUGCCAUGCACAGUUUUAGUGAAAUGUCCAUUUUUACCCCUUUUGCAUAGGAAAAUCUGUUCCACCAUUAGUGAGGAGAAACGGCCUGUUAGCUAUUGUCAGUAGCCCCCUCAUUGCAACUUUGAUGUGGCGUGUGUGCGUGUGCGUGCUGCCACAGUGAGAGUUUACAUAAGUGUAGAUUUCUAGUCUUAUUAAUUGAGUGCACAUGCAGCCCGGUAAAAAUGCAUAGUAUAUGAUAGGAAUGUUGAUCUCACUGUCUGUUCUGUACAGCUCGGGAGGCGUAGUGUGCAGUGUGAUCUGGUUUAGGGUCUGUCCAGACCACUGCAGAUCUGUGUGCCAAUUGUGACCUUCUAGGAUAAGAAGUUGGGGGGUGAAGCUAAAGGCAGGAUUGGCCAAUCCGUGUCAGAAAUCUUAAGACCACGCAUCUGUUUCUAGACACAUGACCUUAGAGGCCAAUGCCAUAGACAAUACCAGAGGAGGAGGGAUGAAGGAGUGGGUCAAGGUUUGCCCCUCUUCCCUAACAGCAUACCACAUCCACACAAGCCACAUUAUUGAUUUGCACCCUCCAAAUAUUUUGUUCCUCAGUGAGUUUGAAGAAAUGCCAACAAGAGAAUGCCUUGAAAAUGAGCCGCUCCAUAGGGCAGGAGCACUCCACGUGUGUGCUGGAAAUGCAAUGGUACUUCACAGGUCCUCCAUCUCAGUCCCCUGAGCGAGUGCUCGGGGCUAGUUCUCUUUGCUGCUGGUAGGUUUUGUGGCCAGCGCAGCCAGAUUUUGGGACGAUCCCAGCCUCUGUAGGGGACGUGUCAAGUUCAUAGAAACAGAAGCCAUCUCAGUGUUGCAAGAGGCAGUAUGUGAAGCAUUGCGUGUGAGAUCACCGUGUGCUUAAAUACAGGGAGGAGAAAACGCUGUCACCACACAGUGGUUUGGCUGAAUUAGAAUUUCUUUUUGUUGUUUAUUGCCAAGACACUUUUGACACUUUAGUAUUCAUUGAAGAAGGACUGCAUAUGUGAGAGUAUGUGUGUUUCAUCUAUCAUUUAUUUUUUUUGUUAAUUGUUAUUGUUUGGUACAUUUUUUUUUUUUCUUACAUAGCCAUAGAGACAAUACGUCACACACCUCACUUACCUUCUUAUUUCUGUAAGCUAGUUGGCGUGUGCAUUAUUCUGUAAACCAAAUCACAUGACCAUGUAAUUGAGCCUGUGAAUGAAGAGAUGACAAUUCUGCUUUAAGCAGACAUUUUCCUUGGAAAUUGAAUCAUAUUUCCUUUAUAUCGAUAGAUAAAAAUAAUCACAGGGGAUGAAAGGGAAAAAGUAAUAAUGUAAUUCCUAACUAAGCGUAAAGGCUGUUGUUUUGUUAGCGCCUCUUAACGAUCCAUGAGCCAUCCAUCAGCCUGUUCUCAGCAGACUGGCUGUAUUCUCAUUCGCUCUGGUCAGAGCUGCUUGCUUGGCCUGCAGCUCAUCUGCGUGUUGGUGUGCAGUGCACUGUUCGUCACUUUUAUUUGCAGUUUUUCUCCAUCCUUUCACUUGUAUGCUUAAAGCACCAUAACGUCAGGUUUCGCAUUUGUAACAUAACCAUGUUAAAACAUAACCAUGUUAAAAUACGUAGUACAAAAAAGGCUCAACUUGAACCACCAUGAGGUUUUAGCCAUGUUUCUUUGGCCAUAUAACUGGAAUGUGUAUUGUACUGUCUUAUAAAUGGCUUUAAAGAUGUUCACAGUAGGACUGCAGGCUCACAGUCUGGUCUCCCAUUGAAGACAGGAGCUAAAUGCUUUGUGGUUUUAAUCUUGUCAGAGUGAUGUUAUUCCACUAGUUGUGGUUUAAUUGUAUUGUGAAAGGAGACUUUACUGAUGAGCUGGUGUGGGAACAACAGCAGGAGAGCCACUGCUAACUUUAAGCAGUUUACAGGCCAGAGAUGAUGUGAUGUUUUACUGGCUUAUGGCUGUAGGAGAGUGCUGUGUGCUAUUCAAAAACUGACAUUUUAUUUUUGAUUCAUGAAGCUUUGAAUGAAUGAAUGAAUUUUAGCAAAUGCAUUUGUUUACAGUGGGACAUUGGGAAAUUUGUGUGUGUGUGUGUGUGUGUGUGUGUGCGCACGUGUGCAAAUCCGUAAGUAUAACAUUCUCAUGUUCUGAAUUUUUUUUGUUCUUGAUUUAUUACUCAUUGGCUUCUUUUCUUGAGUGAAGUUGAUGAUGAUGAUGAUGUGUUUGUGGCUCAUUUAUCUAUGCAAAUCUGCUCCUGUCCUGCAUCUGAGGCUGCAACGGUUCAGCAUUUGUGAACACACUAUCAUUUCAAUGUGCUAUGGAGAAGUUCACCACCCUUCUCUUCGAUAAUCCACAAGACUGUAUGGAAACACAUGCAAAGUUAUGAAUGUUGCCAGAAAUAUUUUUCUAUAAUUAAAAUAUUGAGGAGUACAGCUGAUCUGAAUGAAGGGGGAAUCAACGGUUAAAUUUGGGGUAGAACCUGUGAAACACUAAAAGGGAAUGGUUUUUAUUAAUUUAUAAAUGCUUUACCUAGCAAUA
Messenger RNA from Electrophorus electricus (electric eel), 7163 nucleotides. It is a transcript of the gene fhip1b, whose product is annotated as FHF complex subunit HOOK interacting protein 1B. NCBI's taxonomy places the organism in Eukaryota, Metazoa, Chordata, Actinopteri, Gymnotiformes, Gymnotidae. Gene Ontology annotation, biological process: endosome to lysosome transport; lysosome organization; endosome organization. Gene Ontology annotation, cellular component: FHF complex. The record is from RefSeq and is a predicted model, not a curated record.